Hyalella azteca is the source of this 2684-nucleotide messenger RNA. RefSeq lists its product as uncharacterized. Bases 98 to 1045 code for a protein of 315 amino acids. Lineage: Eukaryota; Metazoa; Arthropoda; Malacostraca; Amphipoda; Hyalellidae. The transcript is spliced from 6 exons. The record is from RefSeq and is a predicted model, not a curated record.
AAUUAAUUACCCUACCUAAACUCAUUACAAUAUAAUAUUGUCGUUGGCAUCACUCAACCCUCAUAAGGAGGUAGCAGAAUCUUGUCUUGGUCGUCGCAUGGAGGUACGCGAGCGACAUAACUUAUCACGCACGUCAGACCCCGACGACGUCUCGUCAAUGGAUCCCAACGCCUUACCAUCGAAUGCCCCCGUGUACAAGACACGGACCAGCCGCUCUAGCUCGGGAUCUGUAGACGGUCCUCCAGUGUACCACGAUCCUAACUCCAGAGCUUGGGAAGGAGAAAUUGAGAGUGAGGAAAUCUGCGACGGUUCAUAUGGUUCUCGGGAACAACUCACAAAGAAGAACCUGAUGAAUGAGGAGACGUGGAUGUUCCCUGUUCGGCCAGUGUUCCCGAGCGACGAGGACUCAGACGAAGAAGAAGACGAAGAGAUGGCGAUGAUGACGACGUGUUGCUGCUGCUUCUCCACCAAGAACGGGUCCAUAGCUGUGGGCAUCAUCUGUCUGAUCGUUUCGUUCCUGAUAUGCGUGUCUCUGAGCUUCACCCUGAUCAACCUGCCCAGCUUCACAGCCGCUCUGAAGCAGUACUACGACGCAACGCACUCCACUACCACUAACGCCACCAGCAUUCUCGGCAUCGUCGACAAUAUCAUCGGCUUCAACAACUUUGUCAACCACCUGCAGACCGUCGUGAUCGUUCUUCUGGUGUUCUACGCGCUCUACACCUUCUCGUCUCUCUUCCUCACCUACGGAGCCUGCACUAACCUGCGCUCGCUGCUGCUGCCGUGGGUGGUGCUGGAGUUCGGACCGUUCGCGGCACAGCUCGGGGGCAUCAUCUUCCUCUUCGUGUACGGCAAGGACGACGCCGUGCUAUCCAAGGGCGGCACCUACAUCAUAGCCGGCCUCCUGCAGAUCAUUGCCUUCGUGAUCCACGUUUACUGGUGGAUGUGCCCUGUGGCUCACUACCAGUCACUGAAGGAGGGCACUGAGGUGGAGUCUUUGGUACCACAGCAACCACAGUAUCCUGGUCGCCUCAACAAGUACUAGUCUUCUGACACCUCUACUACCACUACAGUCGCAGUAGGCCUAUCAUGGCCGCCUCAACAAGUACUAGUCUUCUGACACCUCUAGUACCACUACAGCCACAUUACUAGUACUUGACCAUGGCCACCUCAACAAGUACUAGUCUUCUGACACCUCUAGUACCACUACAGCCACAUUACUAGUACUUGACCAUGGCCACCUCAACAAGUACUAGUCUUCUGACACCUCUGGUACCACUACAGCCGCAGUGUCCUGGCCGCCCCGACUAUUACUGUUCCGAUAUAAUAUAGAAUCCAGUUCACUGCUGUUACAAAUUUUGCCUAUUGACCGAUCUAAUAAAAUACGCGACCUCUCAACAGCGCAGAAGUCGUCAUCAGUCAGUUUGUUCUCUCGCUACCGCAUCAUUUAUAACAGGAUUGCAACUCAAUUGAACUUUCGUGAGAUUGUACCACUGAAAGAACGGUUAUACAGUUUCAUUGUCCAGCGCAUGAACAUUAAAUCUCUGCAUGUGCCUUUAAUAAGUGUUAUUAAUUAUGAUGUUGCAGUAUGUUGCCGACACUAUUACUGCGUGUAAGCACAAUGACUGUCAUCUUUCUUCUCUCUCAGGUCAUUAUUAUUAUUAUGCAUCUGUUGAACAAAAUAUGGAUAGAAUAAUGUCAGCUUUCGAAAAAAAUCAUUGAUUGGACAACGCGGUGAUAAAUUUUAUUCACAAACAUUAAUUUUUUCAAUUAACUUAUAAAAUAUAUUCAACGAAAUCAAGUUGUACUAAAGGUUACAGUUCAUUCAAUUGCAUUCGUUGAAACAAAUUUUUAACAUCAUUGAAUUUUCUUCAUAUUUUAUAUCCUCUUCUAACGUAAGACGACGAAGGUAAGUAUGAUCAAGCCGUUGCUUUCUUGUUAUCCCGUACAAAAUUUUUAAAUGGUUAAACAAACCCCUCCGUCUUGUCUUAGUAUCACAAAUAAUAUAUCUGCUACUAUUAAUAAUUAAUGAUAAGAUUGCUUUCCACUUGUAUAUCAGCCACUGAAAUCAUAGAUUGAUGUGUUUAAACCUAAAUGUCGCGUAGACCAUUUACCAUCAUCUGCAGAGAUAGACAAGCUUUUUUUGCACCCAACUCACAUUUCUUCAACAGUUGAAUAGAUGUAAACAGCGAUUAUUACUUAUAAUUCCAUAUGAUAAUUUGUUUAUAAGGGCCAUUGUCUCUUUGCGUGCGCGUGAGCCUCAAAUAUCGUAAUGGUAAUUAUGUUCUCGCAAAACGAGAUCAACAAUUAAUAAGCGUUUUGAACGGGACAAAUUAUUUAGAAAGACAAUAUAUUCGAAGACGUGUUUGUGACAAUAAUUUCUAACGAUAAAAACGAUUAUAGAAAAUCUAUUCUUAAUUACGGCCAUAUUUAUACCCAACGAGGAAUGGAGACGAAACGAUUUUUCCUCGUCUUUUAUUACAUGAAAUAAUAAAUUGUUAGCACGUGAACGUUGUGGGUGUUUUUUUCUCGUUAAUAUUUGUUAGAGCUUCCCCCUGUCUUGGAGAUCUUAAUUAUUAAAAGCUGCUAUUCAAGAAUUGAAUGUUAUUCAGUAAAAUAUUCAGAAUAUUUUUCUUGUCCUCUUGUAUUAAUGUAUAGAAAAUAUAGACUAGACACAAAUUUUG